This is a messenger RNA of Pisolithus orientalis, 540 nucleotides long. RefSeq names its product 1,2-dihydroxy-3-keto-5-methylthiopentene dioxygenase. The record is from RefSeq and is a predicted model, not a curated record. Bases 1 to 540 code for a protein of 179 amino acids. NCBI's taxonomy places the organism in Eukaryota, Fungi, Basidiomycota, Agaricomycetes, Boletales, Pisolithaceae. Gene Ontology annotation, molecular function: acireductone dioxygenase [iron(II)-requiring] activity. The transcript has 4 exons.
AUGCGCGCCUAUUACUUCGAUGACCUUCCUGGCGACCAGCGUGCCCCACAUGAUAGUGGAAAGCCUGUCGAUCCUGCCGUCCUCGACAAGAUCGGAGUCCUCCGCUGGCAGAUCCCCGUCUCCACCAACGGUCAGUAUCCGGAAAUCGAUGCUGUCGCGAGAGAACGGGACUACAAGAACAGAGACGUCAUCACCAUUACGAAGGAGGGCCUAGGCGAGCUGUACGAGAGCAAGAUCAAGAUGUUCUACGAAGAACAUAUGCAUGAAGACGAGGAAAUCAGGUACACCCUAGAGGGAAGCGGCUACUUCGAUGUACGGGAACACCCAUCCGACUCCUGGAUCCGAAUUGCAGUUAGCGCCGGGGAUUUGAUAGUCCUUCCAGCUGGCAUCUACCACCGUUUCACACUCGAUCGACGCAAUAUGAUCAAGGCCAUGAGGCUGUUCAAGGAUGAGCCAAAGUGGACUCCUUACAACAGGGAUGCAGAAACGGAUGCCAAUCCUCACAGGCAGCAGUAUCUCAAGACCAUCGCUGUCAACUAA